UUCCCCCCAUUUCGUUCGCUCUCAUGAGGUUCGUUGAAGAGAUGUGGAGAGAAGGGCACGUGUGUGUGUGGCAGGACCGUGUGCCCGGUGGUUCGGGCAAUUCAAAUUUUGCACUACGUCAACCGAGCCAUCCCCAGUGUCGAACGGAAAAUGUUGGCGUUCACAACAACGACGGGGCCGCUACUGCGCUGCUACUGAGCGAUCGUCUUUAUUUUUCUUUCUAUUACGAACCGAUCGGGUUUUUGCUUUCUGCAUCACGUUAUUAUUUAUUUACGGUGUUGUUGUGUGUUUUCUUUGUGUUUCACUGCCGCCUUUGAAAGUUCCAGAGUACUGUGCGAAAUUUUACUUCCGGCCAAGCGUGCUUGCUACGAGUAAACAAACGAACUGUUCCUACUCCCUGCAUCUGAGUGUGAAUAGCAAAAGCAGUGUGACAGUGUAACGAACGAGCACACCCAUCUCACCAUGUCCAUGCAAGCACUGAACGGUCAACCGCCACAGCGGCGUUCCUCGCUGCUGAGCCGGUACCAACCGAAAGCAGGUUCGCAGGACCCGUUGACUAGCCCCGCCAUGGACACUCCGCCCAACAUCGUAAAGUCAACGAGUCAGCGAAGCCUGCAAAACUCAUCGCUACUACAGCGCUACACACCCAAACCACUCGGCAGCCACGGCGCUAGCGGAUCGACCCGGCCCGAGUCUGGCAGCUUCUACGAACCACCGAAAAAGUCCUCCAGCCAGCGUAGUCUCGAUCAGUCGAAACUGCUGCGCCGAUACUACCACCAACCGAACUCGCUGGACGAUCAGCCACAGGACUUUGAAACCUCGUCGCAGACGGGUGGACUUAGUGCACAACACGAACCACAGCGUUACAGUAGCCAGAAGAGUUUGGAAAACUCGAAGCUACUGCAGCGCUACAAUCCGAUCAACAACUCGCAAGAAUUUACAGGACUCUCCGGCAGAGAGAGCACUCCGGUGGCCAAGUUUUCUCGUGGAGCAAGUCUCGAGCCGGAGCGAGUGCAGCGAUCUUCGCUCCUGUCGAAAUAUACACCCCGGUUCGGUAAGUCAUUGGAUCGUAACCAAGCGCUGGAGGUUGGUCGUGGACCAGGAAGGUACAGUAGCCAGCAGAACCUGCGAAGUCCACCCGCACCCGCAGCCCAAAGACCGGUCUCGAUGUCCCAGAGCCUGGCCUCUUCGCAGAGCGAGUUUGCCGACUAUGGAACGGAUCACUUCGAUCAGUACCAAAACAUUCGUAGCCGUUCGUCGAGUCUUUCGCGUGGAGGUCCUAGGAGAGGCUUACAGCGAGGCUCCCAGAGGAUGCUAUCGACCGAAUCGGAACCGGACCCGAUUACACCCGAAACACUGCCCAUGGUAACGGCAGUAACUGAGCCGGUGGUUGGAAACAUUGCAUCAGCUUUACCAUUACCCAUGGUAGGAAUUAUUCCACCAACUCCAGCUUCGGCAGAAGUUGGUAAGCAACCCAACUUUGAGACACAGCAACUGCAGGUUCCAUCAGGUAGGGCGGACAAUCUACUCUCUCCCACGGUGACUCCCUCUGUUGGAGCAUCCACUUCAGCAUCACAACAACCGUCACCGACACCCCCGGUGAAGCCAGUGCGCAAAGAUCUGCAGCAAAUGGCGGCAGCCGCGGCCGUACUACCACCGGCAAACAUCGUGAGUAUAGCCAUUCCCACCAUCACGAAGACACUCGCCGCACCAUCCGUCAAGCAAUCCGUAUCAUCAUCGAAAGAACCAUCACCGCCAUUGUUCAGCACCCGAGAUCGCAUGGAUCAUUACGGAAGCGCUUCGAAUCCCGACCCUCCAUCGCACGAUCAUGCACGCUCACCGCCGACGAAGACCCCGACAAACAGCUGGACACAAUCGCCCAAGGGCACGUUGACGCUAGCAAAGACGGCAACCUUACAGCUCCCGCUCAGCGACAUGAGCAGUCGUCGCAGCAUGACCGAUCUGCAGCAUCUUGGUGGCCGUGGUUCCACCGGCAAUCUGUCGAACGAGCUGGAGAUUUCGGAGUUCACCGAUCGGGCCGAGAUGAAGCAAUUGGCCGCGCAGCACCAUCACCCAGUGAAGCAUACGCUUGCAAGUGCAUUUGAACAGGUGGCCGCCCUAACCAUCCCUCAGGCAAUGAAAACUGACGCGGAGCUGGACGAGGACGAGCGUAUUGAGGCGAUCCCACCCGAUCGUAAGCUGAAGAAGCGUGACUUCACCUACCAUCCUUCGUUCGUUCGGAAGCAGCAGCAGCAGCAGCAAAUGUCUACCAUUCCGAUCCCCACGAUUGAUUCUCGUCUCAGCACCGGAAGUGUGGGCAGCAAAUCCAAACAACAAGAAGCGGAAGAAAAGCGCCUCAAAGCUGCCGAAGAGAAGCGCAAGCGCGAAGAUGAGCGUCGGCUGAAGGAGGAGGAAAAACGACGCAAAGACGCAGAGAAACGAGCGCACGACGAUGCGGAAAAGCGUCGCAAAGGAGAGGAAAAACAUCUCCGCGACGAGGAAGAGCGUCGACGCAGGGAGGAGGAGCGCAAACAUAAGGAGGAGGAAAAACAUUUCCGCGAGGAAGAAGAUCGUCGGCGUAAGGAAGAGGAACGCAAGCACAAAGAGGAGGAAAAACGUGCACGCGAAGACGAAAAGCGUCGCCUUGAGGAGGAAAAGCGAAAAGACAAGGAAGAGAAAAAGCGUCUCAAGGAUGAGAAGAAGAAAACUGCGGCAGCACUUAAAGCGGGUGCUUCGGGUGCUGCUGGAGCGACUACCAACGAGGAAUCGAAAUAUCCGGAGGAAGAAACGAUCGAUCUUGCCAGCCAUCUUGAUCACUACAGUGUGGCCGCAUCGAAGCAGAUGCCGCCACCAUCCCAGCGUAGCCUAUCUCUGGGACGUCCCCGCUCCGGUGGUACUCCUUACGGUAGCCAGGGUGCACUAGGAUACUCGGCUCGUGGACUAUCCAACAGUCACCAGAGUCUUGAUCGUAAUGGAUCGACCUCCUCCGUACCAAGACAGUCGAAGCUUCUUCAACGCUACGGUCCCAAGGCAGGAUCUCAGGAAGUGAUCAGUACUGGAGCUUCUGAGCCUUCGCGUGAGUUCCACAGAAGUCAGGGUAGCCUGGACUAUCGUAAAUCAAUGCGCCCUUCCCUGCUGGAUAAGUAUACUCCUCGUCCACUGAGCGCCUCGACAGCACCGGGAUCGGCAGCGGGUGCACCAGGGCAGCCAAGAUCUAUCAGCCAGCGUAGUCUGGAGGCUGGUGGCUCGAGGUUUGAGAGUUCUACGCUCUUGCAGCGCUACAAGACCAAAGGUGAAGCUUCUAGAACGGCUCCCGGAUACGAUCAGUACGAUCAUCGUGAUCACGAGUACGAGCCCAUCGGAGAACCGGCCGAUGCCAGCAAACCCAUCACCAAGGAUGGAUUGUUGGCCGUAUCCAGCAAGGCUCAGCAGCAACCAGACGGUCAGGACCGUAAGCAUUCGAACGCUUCGUUCCUUCGCGUUCCGGGCAACGAUGAGGGCGACACGAUCAGCAUGGAAGAGCUCCAGAAGUCGAUCGAGGAUCGCUACUUUAACCUGCCCACCGAUGCCACCGCAGCCCAGGAAGGUGCCGAAGGAACUGCGGCUGCAUCCGUCGCAUCGGAACCGCAGAGCGAGAAGACCAGCAAGAUGAAGGCAGCCAUGGCGAAGGCUCAGACCAGCGGCAAGCAGGCGAUGGCAAAGGCUCAGGAAAGUGGCAAACAAGCGAUGGCACGUGCUCAGGAAGGCGGUAAAACGCUGCAGAAGAAGUUUAUCCAGCAGACGGAUCGCUUUAAGAACAAGAUGUCCAACAUUAAACUGAAGAAGGACAAAGAUGCAGCUCCACUAGCAAGUCCGGAGAUUGUAACGACUCCCGAGUUGGAGAAGCUGGACUUUACGCUUGCCGUUCCUAAGGAUGAGGAACCGUCCACUCCAGAAGCUGUUGCAGAAGGAUCCUCCGUUCCAACGGAGGAAGCUUCCGGUGAUGCUGCAGAGGAUGAAGCGACACCCGCCAAGAGCGGCAACAAAUUCGGUAACAAGCUUAAGAACAUGCACAUGCCGAAGCUGCAGAAGCCUGACUUCAAGCGGCCGGAGUUUACAAAAAUCUCCAAACCAAAGAUGCCGAAGCUGAAGACACCCGACAUGCCUAAGUUCAAGCGCCCGGAGAUGCCCAAGUUCCUUACGGAGAAGCCCGACUUUAGCAAGAUGAAGUCGGACUUUGCGAAGAUAAAGCUGGCCCGCAGCAAGUCGAUGAAGGAACCGUCUCCAUCCGGUGCGACCAGUGCCGCCUCACCGUCGGACGCAUCGAUCAUGGGCGAUUCGGUAACAGCGCCCACCAAGGUGAACUACACCGACUUCAGUACGUAUCCACGCAUUUUCGAUAAGUUUAAGCGUCAAAAGUCAGUGCCAAGUGGUCAGGCUAGUGUGCGUGCCGGUACACCACCACCGCUAGAGUUUACGAAGGCAGCAAAGACAACGCGCCCCAAGGGAGCGUCUCUUGUAUCGCGUUGGACGUCCGAAAAGUCGGAAGAUACGGAGAGCAACCGUUUCCUGCAGUAUACGGGCAGUGAGCUGGAUGAGCGGGAAACGUCUGUCGAGCGACGCAUGCGCCAGGAACUCGAACGGGCAGAGUUCGAAGGUCCCGAGCUGGCUGUAACGGAAGAACAGAAGCAGCUCGAGGAGUAUGACAAAGAGAACCGUGAAAUUCAUCUGCUUUCGGCGGCUCGCCAUGAGGAGUUCCUCAAGCGUAAACCACCGAUGGAGCGCCAAGAGUCCGAUCUCGCUUCGGAAGAGGAGAAACAAUUCUGGGCCAGUUCGCUCGGUCAAAAGAUUCGACAGAACAUCGACAUGAACAGCAACGAUCUGGACUUCCUCGACGAGGAGGAACGUCUGCUGGUGGCUAAGGAAGAUGAAGCUAUCGAUCAGGAGGCACGCGAACAGGCUCGCUACCUGUUAGAGCUGAGCAAGCAACGCACCGAGAAGGAACUGGAACGCCGAUCGUCUACACCGUACACGAACCAAGAGUGUCAGUCGUCGGGUAGCUCGAGUGUGCGCCGUCGUAAGGGCGUGCUGGAGGAGAUCGACGACGAUGAGUUCUUCCUGCGGCAGAAGGGUAUCUCGAAGGACAACAUCCAGAUGGGCGAGUACAUCAGCUCCGCGAUCAAGGAGGGUCUAAGCCAGCCGAAGAACGCGCUGGCCGAUAUGGACCGGUACGACUACUACGACGAAGAACUCGAUCGUGAGCAGGAUGGUAUGCGAAGAUACUACCAACCAAGCUUCGAAUCGGAUGACGUUUCUAACCAGCAGAACUCGUACACGGAUGAGUAUCGUGGUGGUAAGGCAAGCGAUUUCUAUCGUACCUUCCCACCGGAUCGUCCUACUCGUAAGCCGAAAAAGGGUAACGAUCAAACCGUCCCGCAGGACGAUCAAGACUACGGUCUGGAGGAUGAAGAAGAAGAGGAAGAUCUUGGAUACUACGAUCGCCAGCGUACCAAGUAUGGUAGUGAACAGCCCCAGCUACUGCAGUCUGCGGCCGCCCGUUACAUGGACGAGGAAGAUGACCUAGCGGCUAUGGGUGGUUCUCUGCCAAGGCAGGCCAUGCUGGCCGGUACGGUUGUUCCGCCGACGCCACCAACGCGUCACCGCAAGAAGCGCUUCCGUGAUGUGACCCCAUCGGACGUAGGACCAUCAUCAUUCACUAACGGCGGAUUCGCCGCCGGCAAGUCCAUCUCCAAUAACUUCAUCUCCGGACCACCUCCCACGACUACGAUGGCUUACCGGGCGGAAGUACCGCUCGCUCGAGAGGAAAGCUUUGGUACGAUUCCGGAACCGAUACCACGACGAACUCGCUCACGGUCUCAGAUUUCCAAGGCACUGGACGAUGAUGAUCGUGUUUCGCGUGGCGCAGAAUCGCUGAUUGGCGGCAUUAUCGAUCGAUCCCCCAUCCCCGGUAGAGACUCGUAUUCUUACGAAAUUUCCGAAUCCAACGGAUAUGCCACCGUUCGCAAGGAAGCACCGCCACGUCCACCGGCACCGAUCCGACGCCGAAAGUCGACCAGAUCGCUCGAUGCACCACCACCGCGGCAGUUCAACACGCUACCGAACUACCAUCACUCAGUGUCGCCCGUCCGGCCACAGCGCAACUACAGCACCAUUAACCCGAACCGUCCACCACGCAGGAAGUCCGUCACUAGCUUGACCGGUGAGCAGCAACUGAAAUCGUCCAGUCUUAGCAAGGACGACGUGGCACAGUACGAGGACGUAAUCGCGCCGGCACCUCCGCUCGGACCCAAACCCCCGCUCAGCUCCGGUGACGUUGCGAGCAAGAUGAAGGAUCGUCCACUGCCACCUCCACCGCGUCCCACGCGCAAACCGCGCCGCCCGGACGGUAGCGACCAUCAGGAUCUGGAUGGCGGAGCCGAACGAAUGGUGCUCCCGAUGCACGACACCUCGAUCGAGGAGGUAGAGACGGCCACCCAAACCGAUCCCGUCUCGGAAGACUUUGGGCUGGACGCGGAAAUAGCGGCCGUAACGGAGCGUGCAGCACGGGCACACGAUGGCGAUCAGCUGGAGGGCGCACUGAACCGAUUCCGGGAAGGAAACGCCAAGGCACUGUCCGAGCGUCCCAAGUCAUCACGCUCCGGAAGCCGUCCGGAAACACCGGCUUCGAUCCUAAUCGAACGAAAGGUAUCGACACCUUCGCUAAAUCAUGAAUCUAUUGUGGAAGCAUCGCUGACCGUUCAACCACUGGAAGAGUUUGAUGAUGAUCAGUACAUCGCGGAGCUUGUGAAGAAGUACGUUUCGGAGGAACGCAAACCAGAACCCCGCAAGACCGACACAUUCGAGCGUCGGUUCCGCAAGAGCACAAACAGCUUAACGCGUGAGGAUGAGAUCCGCCCGGUGGAAGCGAGCAACACGCUCCGUACGCCAACGAUGCGAUCGUCCCGUACCUCCGUCGAUGGACGACUGUCUGCGACUACUCCGGAACCGCUGCGUAACGUAGAGAUCGCACCCAACGUGAUCGAAGAGAUUGUGGAGCGACUGCGUACGACUGAGCAACAGCACAUCGAUGAACUACACAAGCUGCACCAGCAACAGCUGGAAGAUCUUCGCCGUCAACACGACGAACAGAAGCGACUACAGGAACAGAAGCUCGAGGAACAGCAGCGCCAGCUGCUGGAACAACAGAACCAACAGUUGCUCCAAACACAACAGCUCAAGGAACAGAUCCUACAGCAGCAAGAACACCAGAAGAUGCUGCUGACACAGCAACAGAACCAACAGCAACAGUUGCUUGUGGCGCAACAGCAGCAGCAGCUGUUGAUGGAGCAGCAGGAGAAGGAGCGCGAGCUCCAGCGUGAAAAGGAACGCGAGCUGCUUAAAGAGCGUGAGCAGGAGCUGGAACGAGCACGAGAGCGCGAACGAGAGCUUCAUCUGGCGCGCGAACUCGAGCUGCAGCGUGCCCGAGAGAUUGAACAGCAGCGUGCACGCGAUCUCGAGCAGCAAAGGAUACGCGAGAUGGAACUGCAGAGGGCACGGGAACUCGAACACCAACGACUACGCGAGCUGGAGAUUCAGCGUGCGAUAGAAGCCGAACAGGCUCGCCAAAGAGAGGUUGAGCUGCAGCAGCAGCAGCAGCAGCAGCAGAAGGCUGCAGCAGUUCAGGCAGCUCCGAAGGAACCUAAAGAAGAGGGAGUCCCUCAGCAGGAGGUCGCCACUAAAGUGGAAGAACCGCUGACAACCGCAUCUCCGACCGCUAGUGCUCCAGUCCCAGCUUCGGUGGACGUUGUCGAUGGAGCCGCGGCUCUACCAACUCCAUCCACCCUACCAUCAGAUCAACCUCCAACUAGACCGCCGCUACCACCGAUGGCCGCCCCAUUCGUCUACCACCCGGACUAUCUAUCCUACCACGGUGUUGCACCGUCGUCGUCGUCGGCUGCUGCGGCUGCUGCUGCCGCCUCCUACCUCAUGCGUGGCGUUCCCUCGGAUGAGGAUCUCGGCAUGACUCCACUGGCACCACAGCGCCGCCGCCGUCAUCAUCGCUCGAAACGUGACUCAACCUCGGAGGAAGACUUCCAGCGGGAACACCGUCGCCAUCGGCACGGUACUCGCUCACCCGAACCACCCUCCAUCCCGACGCUCGGUGGACAGCUGGUGCGGGCGUGUGGGUCCUCCAUCCGGCAGACUGGUGACGAUCUGAUGGCGAUGCUGCGCGCCAGCAGCAAGGACGAAAACAAGCGCGAUCUGCAUAUUGCCAUCAUCAUACUGAUCGUGAUCGUGGCUGGGUUGAUGGCGCUCGGUAUGAGCGGUGAAAAGGCUGUCCAUCAUCAUCACUGGGAUUACUUUAGCCCACCGGGCCAUGGUAGCAGUGCGUAGAGCGUCUGCGCCUUAGUGUUGGGUGUGGAUUUUGGUUUUUCUAAUUUCUCUCAUUACGAUACGAUCGUUUUACCCUCCCCAUAUUAUGUCCUUCAACGCGAAAUAAUGUAUCAGAGGUAGAUCACUUAGCUGCACACCUGCACGCACGCAGCAACACAAGCACACACACAGCAACUUUUUAGCGAUUUUAGAGCGAUAUAGAAAUGGUAAUGCGGCCCUAAAGGUAUGCAAUUCGCAUCACAAAACUUUCAAAUUCACUUAGCACUUCUGUGAGAAACGGAAGCUCUCAACAAUGCGAUAUUUAGUCCAUUUUCUCAUGUGACGAUCGCAUCCGUUUACCUACUACGAUUACGAAGCUCGAUCAAAUGUUUUACUGUCAUUCUACACAAUACAAGAAUGCUGCAUUUUACACACAGUGACACACGCAUACCGUCUCACAAACACACACACACACACACACUACUUUUAGCACAUCCCGAUAGUGGUGCUUGGUUUAGUAGCUCAGAACAUCCAGUUUUCCUGUUUACUGUUUACAAAUAAUUGCUGCCAGAUUUUGACUUUGUCGUCUUCCAUCGUAACAUGGGAAGAUAGUUUUUGCUAUACCCGUUUGUUGCUUAUAUUCGCAUCACUUUUGAAGAAUUAGAAUUCUGUUGUUUCCCCUGUUUUCCCCCCUCGAACUAUCCGCUUUCUGUUGGUUCUUUAACUAUAAGUUACAACACAGCUAGUUUCUGUUUUUCCGUUUCAUUUUGUAACGUUUCGACGGAACACUUGCAAUGGUGUUCUCCCCCAAGAAACGAGGCGAGAGUUUGCGUCUAGUCAUAGUUUAGUGCUACCAUUAAUUUAAUGUUAAACACCACUCAAAAACGAAAAGAAACAAUGUGGACAAUCCCUGCAUCCGCUCAUACACACAGAGCCAUGUACACUCACUCAUACACGGUCUGAUAGAGAGAUGGAAAGGAAUUAAGCAAGCAAGCAAAAAAAAAAUCAAACGAAAUUCGAAAUAAAUCAUGAUGGCAUGAUUUUCUAGUGAGUUCUGCUCUGUUUUGCGAACGUUUUCGAAAAGUUAAUGCCCACUUAACUGGUUGAAUAUUUCGUUGUUUUCUGUUUUAAGUUUUAUGUUUCAGUGCGUCCCUCACCCCUUUUUUGUCUUCAAUUAUCUGUUAGUCUGGUACGAGGGAAGGAAGUAUGCAAAAAAAUCGAACAACACUCGCGGGUGGAUGUGUAAUUUUACAAGAAAAUAUAUAGUUGCAUUAUUAAUAGUUGA
Anopheles stephensi (Asian malaria mosquito) is the source of this 9637-nucleotide messenger RNA. RefSeq lists its product as uncharacterized. The record is from RefSeq and is a predicted model, not a curated record. NCBI's taxonomy places the organism in Eukaryota, Metazoa, Arthropoda, Insecta, Diptera, Culicidae. The transcript is spliced from 6 exons. The coding region runs from base 463 to 8373 and encodes 2636 amino acids.